AUGUCAAGCGCAAGUUUUUGGUGCAGCGUCUGUGUUUUCAGCGUGAUCCUGGCUUUUGCUGCAGCAGCACCUCCAGAGAGAACUAAAGGUAAAUUUAACUACCGAAAGUUUUUCUCAUCCGCUUUUAACAUGAAACCCAACAAAAUGACCAAGCAAUUCAUAAGUUUUUUUUCUGACUCGAGGCUUACAUCCAGAAAGGUUCAGUCAUUAUAAUGGCACCUGUCAAUUCUUUAGGCUGGCCGUAUUUCCUUAAAGCGCUUUCAAUAUGUUAGAACUGGCCACACUGGCCUCCUACAGUUGUAAGGAGAAUUCCACUAUAAACACUACUUUCUAUUUAUAAUACUAUGCUCGGCUUAUAGGGAAAGUGUUGAGAAAAAGCUAAAUAUUUUAUUUUCAAAAUGAGCGUUCCGAUCAGUCAGUGACUUUAGGAAAGCGCCCUUCGAUCACAUUUUGGGUUUUUCGGCGUCUUCCUCCGCCCCCUAACUAUAAUUGCACGGCUCCCUGCUGAAAUAUCUACAACAAAUGUAAAUUAGCACCAAAAUCGAAUUUUACCUGCCGAUACAAAUAAUAACACAGUCUUCUUGUUUUUAACUGAAUUAAAAAAUAAAAGUUAAAACGCUAUAAGCUUUAAGAGUCCAGGUGACUAGGCGCGGCAGAACUCGAAAAAGAAAGGAAAAAUAAUCAACAAUUUGUCGGGCAAGUUUUUCUUCAGUUUAACAAGCAAAUAAAAGCCUGAUUCCUCUUGAGGAAGGAUGGAAAAUUCUCUUAUUUCUCAAUCCUGAAAUUAAUAUAGAAAGAUGUAGAGUGUAUACGUGCUAUUAACAUUCAUCCAUAAGAACUGGCAACUGCUCGGUAAGCUAAAUGCAACUACCAAGGAUAACAAAAAUCGACAGAAGUGCUAAUUCCCUUCCCUCUUUCAAUAUAGCAAAGCACGUAGCACUUGCAGCGUUUUAAACUGGCAGAAAAUAAUAGCGGUUAUGAAAUAUAUUUCUUCGAAAUUUGUUUCGUUUGGGUUGUUAAUAAUGUUUGCGUCGACUUUAGGUGUGUCACUGUGUGUCUUUAUUGAACGCACUCUUAUAAUUAAAAAGUAAAAAAGUUCUUUUUAGGAAAAUCUUUAAAAGAUAAAAGGCCAUAUAUAAAGGUCUUUUUAGAGGUCGUAAAUACUCAAAAGUCAUGUGUUGAAAAAUUACCCAUUUAAAACGUGGGUUUAUUGACUUUUAAGUUCUUAUUGCAGAAGUAGAAAAAGAUAAAAGGCCAUAUAUUAAGGUCUUCUUAGACGUCGUUAAUACUCAAAAAUCAUAUGUUGAAAAAUUGCCCAUUUAAAACGUGGGUUUAUUGACUUUUAAGUUCUUAUGGCAGAAGUAGAAAAACCUAUCAGCGAUGUACGAAAUGAAUCAAUAAUAAAUUGGCAUACAUGGCUUCAUGAUUAACCUCGUUAAAAUUUUGCUCAUUUCUAAGGAGACAAAUCUUUAAGUUCAGCUCAUCUAAUGGAUAAGAACUCGAUAUUUUAAAACUUUUCUUUUCCUUUAUUGUCUUUAAUAUUGAUCUUGUUAGGAAAUCCCCACCCGUUCUAUGAAACCCCAUAUCCACAAGAGGAAAUGGGUGAGAAGGAGGGAUUUGGAUCACCGAGCCUGAAGCGAAAUCCAGCCCCACCUGAAGACUGUACCGCUUGUUGUCAAGACUUGUGGUAAGUCACUGAGACUCGUGGCUUCUUCGGAACCGUCGCUCGCCGAAAGUCGCGGCAAUUAUCCGGACCUGGAAAGCUAUUUUAUUCGCCCUAAUUCGUUUAAGAUCAACUUUCAAACUGUGUUAAGAUUAACAUCAUAAAACAAUCGGUUACAAAUUUGUUUGUUAGGCUUUGGGUCUCUAAAACUAUAUGAGUCAGUAUUGGGAAACUCAUUGUGCCUCAUUACAUUUAAUGUGGUUGGCAUGUUCACUUGACCUUUUCAUAACAUAAUAUUUCGAUAGAACGUCGGUUGUUUUUGUAAAAUUAGUAUUUUCAAUUAUUCUUAAUUUUAAAACAUUGAAUGCCAAAUGCCACAUGCGGUUUCUUAAACUUUAACACUAUAAGACACAUCUCAAGUUCCUUGGUUUUCGCUUUUUAAUUUGUGCAUGUUGAUGCAAAAAAAAAAUUAUGCUCACCAUCUUAGCGUAUUUUCAAAUAAAUAGUUUUCAUAAAUUUUUUAACUUUAAUAUUAUCAUUAUUUUUUAUUAUCUACAGGUGUUCGUACAUCAAUACAAGAUGUCUUUGCUCUCCUCAAUGGAACAUUGGUCCGUGA
This is a messenger RNA of Porites evermanni, 2279 nucleotides long. The record is from the annotation of a GenBank genome assembly. Lineage: Eukaryota; Metazoa; Cnidaria; Anthozoa; Scleractinia; Poritidae.